Ostertagia ostertagi is the source of this 1359-nucleotide messenger RNA. Lineage: Eukaryota; Metazoa; Nematoda; Chromadorea; Rhabditida; Trichostrongylidae. The record is from the annotation of a GenBank genome assembly.
AUGCAUCUAGAUCAUGGUGCAUUGGCCGAGAACCCAAUUGUACUGAUCGCAUACGUCUUCAUCUACGAACUCUUCAUCGUCGUCUACGAACGUCAUCGUCUUCAACCGGACACUUCGCUUCACCUCGACAUUUUCGAUAUGUCCCAGAAAGAAUACAUUAGUGAGUAUUACAAUAGUUGCAGCAGUACAAUAGACGAGAUCCUAUUACAGGACGAACAAUCCAAAGUUGAACAAGACUUCGACAAUUACUGGGUAGAGAAAAGAGGAGAAGCUCUACUUCAAGAGGCAGAGUACAUUGGACGCCAACUCGAGAAAAGACUAGUAGAACUCGAGUGUCAAGAGGCAAUUAUGAAGCAAUACAUCGCAAAGACAACUGGGCAGAGAUCCUCAAUUCCAACAAGUCACCAAAUGAACUUCAACUCCGCUGGAACUCAAGCACACCUAGUGACUCCACCCGUUGCACCACCAUUAGGAUACAUGUUGGGAAGGCGUCUUCUAGGUAAUGAACUCAAAAUACCCCAAUUCAAUGAAUUUGGCCCCUUUUGGGAGCUAUUCGAAGAAUUGGUGCACAAACAACCAUAUUCCAAUAUAGAAAAACUCUCAAUACUGCUUAACAGCUGUAAAGGAGAUGCGGCGAGAGCACUCCAAAAGAUUCCACGACUUUAUCAUUCACAGGAGAGAUCAAACCUUAUACGAAACAACGUAAUGUCUGAAUCCGAACAAGCCAAACGUCCUGAAUUAAACGCCAUGACCGAGAGUGCAGUGGAGAAGACGAGUACACCCCAGCCUGACACAUCCGAUCAAGUUUCGACGAUCAACAAGAAGAUCACGCAGCUUCAAGUACGCACGCUCGACAUCGCCCCGAUAAAGGACAAAGUCGAAAAUCUGCAUGGAAUGAUGGUGAAGAUCAACGAUAGAUUGGACCGCCUCGAAGACUUGAUCGGGGACACCUACAACAGAUUGAGCAUGUCAUCGACGUGCAGAACGAUCAACAUACAGGCUAUAAUAGUCACAAUACGAAAUAAGGAAAAUUCAGAUUCAACCUAUAUAACAACAAUGGUAAUCGAAACAUUCCCUAGAAACAUUCGAGAAGAAACCGCGCGAAAAGAAUCUGACAAUGGUACAGAGUGGACUAUCAACGACCUUAUGGAUAACCUAACUAAUAUCAUCAAGCGCAAAGAUCACAUCAUCGGUGUGAGCAUCUACGUGAACAACACACUCUCUUCUACACAAGAACUAGAGAACCAACCCCAAUCCGUGGCGCUGGAUGUGGCCCCCCUCACAACUCUGACACUUGCAAAAAAUUUGAAAACAGAAAAUACUAUCUUAAAACUAUCAGCGCAUGCUGGAAAUACUUAA